Molecule: messenger RNA, 1623 nt
Organism: Manis javanica (Malayan pangolin)
Lineage: Eukaryota; Metazoa; Chordata; Mammalia; Pholidota; Manidae
Source: RefSeq, a predicted model, not a curated record
AGUAGAGUCCAGGAGAUGGUCGUGGUAACUUGCCUGUGUGCCCAGUUUGAGGCCGUCCUGCAGCAUGGCUUGAAGAGGAGUCGAGGCUUAGCACUGACCGCGGCUGCCCUCAAACAGGCAGCGGGCUUCGCCAGCAAAACCGAAACAGAGCCGGUGUUCUGGUUCUACGUGAAGGAGGUCCUCAACAAGCACGAGUUGCAGCGCUUCUGCUCCCUGCACCACAUCACCUCCCACGUGGGCCGUGGCUGGGCCUGGCUGCACUGCGCCCUCAACGAACACUCGGUGGAGCGCUACCUGCACAUGCUCCUGGCCGAUCGCGGCAGGCUCAGCACUUUUUGUGAAGAUUGGUCUUUUGUGAUGGAUGAACAAAGGUCUAGCAUGCUUCCUACCAUGGCAGCUGGUUUGAACUCUAUACGCUUUGCAAAUAACAUUGACAACAAGGACUUAAAUGGUCAGAGUAAGUUUGCUCCUACUGUCUCAGACCUCCUAAAAGAGUCAACGCAGAAUGUGACCUCCUUGCUGAAGGAAUCCACGCAAGGAGGGAGCAACCUUUUUAGGGAGAUCAUGGCCUCCUCUGCAGUCUCUAGCCUCAUCAGACCUGAGCAGGAGACUGACCCUCUGCUUGUCGUGUCCAAGCAUGUCACUGCCGAUGCCAGAUAUAAAAAGGAGCGGAAUAAGAAAAAGAAGGUGACCAACAUCAUCUCAUUUGAUGACGAGGAAGAUGAGCAGAACUCUGGGAAGGUUUUCAAAAAGAUUCCUGGGGCAGGGGAGAGCUUGGAGGAAAACUCUGACCUCUCCUCGGUCAAUAUCAUGUCAGCCUUUGAAAGCCCCUUGGGGCCAAAUUCCAACGGAAGUCAGAGCAGCAACUCAUGGAAAAUUGAUUCUCUGUCUCUGAAUGUGGAGUUUGGGUACCAGAAGCUCGAUGUGAAAAGCAUCGAUGACGAGGACAUGGAUGAAAACGAGGACGAUGUGUAGGGCCACUCAGAGUCCCCUGAGAAGCCACUGGAUGGGCCCACCUGCCUCUCUGAGAUGCACACCUGGGCUCUGCUGCAGGUGCUCCAUGGCGACAUUGAUGUCCUCUUUCCGGUCAGCGCAGUGGGCUCCUAGGCCCUGCAGAUGCCCCCCUCGGAAGCCUGGAGAACGGACAGAGCCGGAGGACCACGUUCUCCCAGAGACAGACUCUCUGUAUAUGUUAGUAUUCAGAAACCAAGUUGCCUUCGGAAUUGAAUUGUUCUAUUCACAGUUCUGUAUUUUAUUCUCUCUUAAGGAUAAGGGGGGCACCUGCUGAGAUUAAAAGUCAAGGCUUUCCUUCCUGUUCGUGUUUGGGAUAGUCUUACAUCAGAUAAUGUACAAAGUUGCCAAGGAUCUCAGAGCUUGAGAAGCAGUGUUGGUCACACUUGACUUGCCUACCACUUUACUUUUUACACUUUUGGGCCAUAUCUGGGUAUCUCCUCUAUAAUUAUUUGCUUGAUUUUAAUAUGUGAUAAUAUUGAACAAUUUUAAUAUUGUGUACUAUGUAAGCUGCUUAGAUACCGUAUAUUUGUGAAGUGCUUAGUCUGGCAUACAGCAGCAAGCACUCUGUGGGUUGUUUCUUUUUUCAAAUAAAAGUUUCUGAAAGGGAAA